AGAGAGAGAGAGAGAGAGAGAUCGACCUCUCGCGCUGGCGUGGGUAUUUCCUGCGUAAAGUAGCGUCGCCUAACAGCGGGGUGCGAGACAUGGGCACGAGAUCCGCAGCUCGCGCCCGCGUGGCGCCUCGGUCACCUCUCGAUUGACCACGAGCUGACCUCACUGCACCGGUUCGCAGGUCAGUCCAGCUUAGCGCGAGCUACAGGUGUGGUGUCAGAUUUACACGCGGAGGGGUGCAGCGCCGUUCGCGCUCAUUGUCUUCAUCCUCCUCCUCUUCCUCCUCCUCGGAUGAGAGAGCCGCGUGUGUCCGCGGUCCAGCCGCUCUGAGGGAGCGAAGCGGAGUGUCCGGCGUCCGGUUUUGGAUCAUUUAUGAGGAUCGCUAGCCGGGAGCCGCCGGCCGCAGCCCGCAGUCAUGCCUAUGCACCCCGUCACCUCCACUUUGAUGUACCGGGGAAUCUGCACCAUCCCGGACAUCCUCUCAUACCGGGCUCCGGUCAACCUUCCUGAAGACGAAGUGGAGGAGAUCCGUGAGGCGUUUAAGGUGUUCGAUCGGGAUGGGAACGGGUUCAUCUCGAAGCAGGAGCUGGGCAUGGCCAUGCGCUCUCUGGGCUACAUGCCCAAUGAAGUGGAGCUGGAGGUCAUCAUCCAGAGACUGGACAUGGACGGCGAUGGACAGGUGGAUUUUGAGGAGUUUGUAACACUGCUUGGCCCGAAGCUCUCAGCUGCUGGAAUGCCUGACAAGUUCAAUGGAACAGGUUUUGACUCUGUUUUCUGGAAGUGUGAUAUGCAGAAGCUCACAGUGGAGGAGCUGAAGCGGCUCCUGUACGACACAUUCUGUGACCACCUGUCCAUGAAAGACAUCGAGAACAUCAUCAUGACGGAGGAAAACCACAUCGAGAACCCUGAGGACUGUCAAGUGGACAUCGACUCAUCAAGUCCGACCCAGCAGGUGAAGCAGACGUGCGUGAGAAAGAGUCUUAUCUGCGCCUUUGCCAUUGCUUUCAUCAUCAGCGUUAUGCUCAUCGCAGCCAAUCAGGUGCUCCGCAGCGGUAUGAAAUAACACUGUCGUCCAGUCACAAACCAGAGAACAGUGAACACUGACAAAUGACUAAAAGCAACAUUGGCAAAAAAAACAAAUCUAUAAACAAACAUUCACACCAGUCCAAACAAUGACUGUGAUCUGAUCUAGACUGUUUAAUCUACCAGCCAAGCUUCUCAAUGGAAACCACAGAGCAUAGACCUACUGAAAGAAAGAAAUCAUAAACAUAAAGGAAAGAAAAGGAGCUAAGAGGUUUCAUGGGAUCCACAUGAUGAACAGGACAUGUGAGUUCAGAAACGAUUAACUCUGCUCCUUUACCUUCUUGCUGGACCAUCCACCCUGGACAUUGGAGAUGCAUGGAAACCUCAAGGAUCCUCCUGCUCCUCAGUGCAUGAAGUGAUGCAUGGAUUUACAGUAGUCUAUUAGCACCUGUAGAGCUCAGCUGUGCAUCCCUUCAUCUGUAUAUCACAUCUGGACACGAUGUGUAACAGUAAUGGCCCGUCAUGUGUGUAGGACAGUAGAGGAGUUGGAGGUGUUGUUUUAGAACUGAAAGUGAAGGUGUAUCCAUACAGUGUAUUUUGAUCCAUUUGCAUGAUUCUAAGGGCUGUUUAGGAUAUGCUCAUGCUGUAAAAUUGUGUGUUACGUGUUGUUUAUCGAUUACUGUGGGUUCUUACCUUCUGCACUGAGCAGAUUAUAGUAAUACUCCACACUGCCAAAGGGGGGCACAACAGCCCUGAAGUAAUGUUUUGAGUUUGAGUCGAAGAAGUUAUAACACUGAGACCUUGUGAGACGUUUGUAGUUUCUUAUUUCUUUGGAACUGGCAACUGAGAGUUGAACCUUUGAAAUAAUGUUUAAAAGCAUUGUCUGUUGGGUUAUUGGGUAGAUAUGCAUGUUGGCUAGUUGUUUAAGGGCCAAACCUGUUCCAUGAUCUGAACAUAGCUGACCCUAGGCCUAACCCUACUUGUAAACUUUGCCAAGGCUGUGCUUGUAAUCCACAGUCUAUUUAAUAAGUGUAAUAUUAAAUUGUGUCAUAGAUGCACCUAUUAGAGACCUGGCAGAUGUAUGGCAUGGUACUGAACCCACUACUCCAGAGGCACAUCCCCAGAACUGGCCCCCAUAAUGUUACCUUGAUUUAUACUAUAUAUAUAUAUUAUAUAGUAUAUACACUGAUUUAUUACUAAUAUUCAGGAAAAAUGGCUAGCUUGCUUAGUUAAUGAUUCAUGAGUAAUAUUCUAAGCAUAUCAGGGUCAUUUCUAUUGGUCCACACAUUAUGAAAUGUUCUCACAGUGUCUUUCCUUACUUGCUUAACUGGAAUUUGUCGAAUAAAAAAGCUUAAGCAAACUUAGCUGGCUAAUGUUUGCAAAGACAAAUGGCUGGCUAGCUAAGCUAGUGAUUCUUGAGUAGUAUUCCAAGUCAUUUUGGGCCAUUUCCAUUGGUCUGUUCAUCUUGGAAUGUCCACACUGUGUUAUUAAUAUGCCUGCUGGACAAAUCAGCAUAUCACCAGAAAAACCAGCAUAUGGUGGGUUUGGAAGUUGCUGUGCUGGCUAGCACCAGUGGGAGCUAUGCUGAUCAUUGGGAUAGUGUAGUGGUUAACACCUCUGCCUUCUAAAUUGUAGACUGGGGUUCAAUCCCCACCAGGGCAAGUACCCUACACUAUACCAAUAAGAGUCCUUGGGCAAGACUCCUAACACCGCCUUGGCCUACCUGUGUAAAAAUGAUCAAAUUAUAAGUCGCUCUGGAUAAGAGUGUCAGCCAAAUGCAAAUGUGAUUAGCCAGCAUCAGCACCAAUCUAACAUUGGUCACUAUUAUAAUUUUCAAAGCAAUUUAACAGAGAUGUGCAUCAAAUGUAUUACCUGAAAUUGGGCGUCAUUGAAGGAAAUAUUUGUGGUUUAACUAAAAGAAAAUUAUGAUGAUCAAGUGGCUUCAUGUUACCUUGUAUAGAACAAUGUGAUGAGCAAUGUAGGUCUCUAAUAUUUACAGCUAUGGUGUUGUGCAUAUGGGGUCAAAAGAAAGGAAAGUGAUGGUAAAGAUGAAAGAUGGGGUUAAACUCAGGACUUCUAGAUGUACAGCAAUACCUGUGACUUGACCAAGAUUGACCAGCUGUGUUGUAUGAACUGCUGUUAAGGAUUGUACACCACUACCACCAACAACAAUAACAACAACAACUCUCUCCCACACACAAAUAACACAAACAAAUCAAAUGAAAAAAAUCAAAGGGUCAACUUUCGGUUCCCAGUUCCUGGAAAAAAGCGAACCGUGUCUGCUUCAGGAGACACUCUGUUAAUCAUGUGAAUAUCAACAGCACUAUGCAUUUUAAGGUUUGAUUGACAUAGUCAGUGCUAUCGGUCAGUCUACAUGUACAGUAACUGUUUUCCAUAGUUACCCAUACUUACCUUUGCACUGUUUAUGUGUUUCUACAGCGAUAUAUGGUGUCAAAGAUGAUGUCAUUGGAGAAGAGUGGGCUGAAUGCAUCUUAGAAACUUGGCAACAUUCUACUGUGACUUUUGCAUUUGCCCAUAUAAAAUGCAAUAUAUUGAAAAUAUGUUGUAAUAUAUAGUUGUAUGCAAAUGUUUAAACACUCUCAGUCAAAUUGCAUUUUUUAUUGAGUUAAAAUAGCACAUAUCUUUUAUAGAAAACACAUUUUAACAUGUCAUAUUUCAAAAGUCAGUGCAUGGUUUUUAUUCGUAUGCUGAGGUUCACAUAUUGGCAAACAUAAAAUAUCAAAUGUGCCAUAAAAUGUGCACAGGUCUCAUUUCAUGUUUCAUUAUUUUUCUACAAUGUGUCAGUAAAAAAACAAGAAUUAUGCAUUAAAAUGUGCAGAAGGGUGUUAAAUGCAGAGAAUGUGUAAUGUGUAACAUGUAUAUUCAAACAUAUUCUACUAAAUUUAUGAAAUGUAAAAUUAGAAAAUUUCAUAGAUCUGAAAUAGUAAUGGGAAAAUUUUCUUCAUUCUAAUAUACAUUUAAAUGAACUCUAAUGUACAGUCAUUCUGAACCCUUGUUAUUGGUCCAUUCCUUAUGAUUUAAUCAAAAACAGAGAGUUUAUGAUGAGGUUAUGUUUUUGGCAUGGUAGUGAGAAUAUAUUACAGUAUAUUCCCAUAUUACUAUAAUAUAUUCUGACAGCAUAUUCCAAUAUAUUUAAUUUUCAUAUGGGCAAAUAGCUGUUAAACCAAAUGCACCCAGUUUUUCAUGAUAUGUUUUGGAAAUCUGAGGAUUAUAAUCAUGUUGAAUGUUUUUUGAGGAACAAGCACUGUAACAACCACAUUUUAUGUCCUGUAUAUAUGGGCCAUAACUAAUUGUGCAGCCAGGGUAGUGUUCUGCUGUCAGACUCAGCAGCUGAUUGGUGGUCUUGGGACAGUGUGGCCCACUGACAGCAUCUAGAGUGUAAACCCAUCUGAAUCACAAAAUGUGUCCCAAACAGUGUUGUGCUUUAAACUAAACCCGCUGGCGUUUAAAUAUGUAACAGCUGUAGCCCAGUUCACCUUGUUUUGCAUGAAAUAAGUGUCCGGGGGAAAAUGAUAGUUAAAGGCCUGCCUGGGGCAUGAGCAGAAUUAACUGGUAGCUACAGGCAGCUAGACGCUCAUUGUGCUCACUGUGGCACAUGUGUACUUAUGAAUCUGGACAUCAUGGCUUAACCGAAAUAUGCAAUAGAUAGGUACAACUGUAUCCAAGGGCAUGGUCACUAUUUUCAAAGGGUAUCUGAUGAGGCAGGCCAUGCUGCACUUACAGCGAAGUAAAUCACUUCUGUCGUCAAGUGUUGAAUUUUUUGGGGCAAAUGCAAGCAGGUUUAGCUCCCCAGAGUAAAAGCAGAGCCAGUUUAGGAGAGCUUGGCCUAUUCAUCGUAGGAUUAUAGAGCUGAAACAUGACUUGAAAAUGCUGGAGGGGGCAUGCAAUGGCUCUCAAUCAGUAGACGUAAUUGGAACUAAGCCCACAUUCAGAUUGCAGGUAAAAGUGGAUGUCCAGUUCAGAUUUUGUUCUUUCAUUUUCACAGCAUACUAUCAAAUGUGACCACCAGUUUGUUAUUCAUCAGUUUAAUCUUUGGUGCACCUGUUCCAUCAAACUCAUAUCUGGUAGGAGUAUGAAGUUGAUGAAAUUGAGCACAACAGUUAAACAACCUGAAAACAACCUGUUAACAACCUAUUUGUAGUUAACUAACCCAUUUUUUUUGAUCAGUCACGGUCUGUGAGGCCUGUAAUAAGAACAAAAACUGGAAUAUAACCAUAAAACUAACAAUCCAGUACAAAAGUGGAUAUACUUAUUUGACAUGCAAACUGGUAUAAAUGAAAGUUGCAUAUAUUCCAUGUUCCAAUUAAAGAUAAAUUACACUGUGCUUUAGUUUUAUACUACUGACGCUACCCAAAAAUAAGACAUUACAAAACACAAUUUUGCCUUUCAUACACUGCAAAAAACAGCAUUUAAAUAUGAUAAUCAAGGAAGAGAAUCACAUUACACAUUCAGAUCACUCUACUGUCUUUGUUCAUUUCAUGGUUUUUUUGCAGGCAUUGUAAUUUUAAUUCGAUAAAGUUUGGGCAGUAGGGGGAGCAGUAUUCACCUACAAGCACAGCUAGUGGCUCACAACCCACUGAAUGCUGUCACUGGACUGGUUCCCUAACAAAAUAUCUGCAUGAAUUAAAAAUGGCAAAUGAUAGGUAAAGGUGCUGUUAGGCCGGCGCUUGCUUUCAUGCACCAAACACAAUUCACCAUUUGUGCUCACAUCCGCUCUUAUUUCCACAUCAUACAAAAGUUUUAUGAAUCAGGUGGUCAAAUCUGCACUCUUUUCUAAGCAACUUGAUUUUUUUCAGUGUGAACUACAUCUGAUAUCAGUCUUAACAGAUCAUGCUUCAGCACUAACUGACCACCUGACAUGUUCAUCCAACAAACAGCUGUGUGUAUUAAUGCAAGGAGUCCCACUUGAUGUGGAAAUGAAAAGAUAAAUAUUGUAUAUCGUUUAUCUUACUAAAAUGCACUACUAAAAAGGCAAGAUAGGAGAACUUUUAACCAAGUUUCAGUGAAUGCUAGUGCCCUCAGAUUGAGUUCACUCAAAAGAUGCGGUGUAAUAAGUUAACAAAUAGUAAAAGUUGAUUUUUUUUUACAUUAUUUUAAAUUUGUAUUCAUUUUAUUUUUGAAAUUGUUUCAGCAGCACAUAUGAACAUGACUCAAAUCUGAAUUGUGUUCACACUGUCACAUAAAAACAAAUGUGUCACAUAUGGAGGAAAACAGAUGCGGCUCACUUUUACCUGCAAUGUGAGUUAAGCCUAAAUGCCUAAAAUACCUUGCGCUCAGGAAACUCCUGCAAGUAGAAGGUAUUUCUACAUAAAAUCAGUGCUACCUUGCCAAUAUCUGUUCUACGACACUAGCAUUACUGAACAUUAGUGCUGGCUGUUUGGCUGAUUGCCCCGUGAUGGACUGGCGACCUGUCCAGGGUGUAUCCUGCCUUCCGCCCGAAGAUUGCUGGAAUAGGCUCCAGCAUCCCCCCGCGACCCUGACGGAGAAGCGGCUUAGAAAAUGGAUGGAUGGAUGGAUGUUUGGCUGAUUGGUGAGAAGUUAAUUUGCUGAGUAGUUCAUACCAUAAUGAUGACUUCAUUAUAUUGUGCUUAAAGGCCCUGUUAAAAAAGUAGAAAUGAAACAAUAUCAAUACUGAUAUUAAAACCUUGAGUACUGGCCAAUACAAUUUUUCUUAUUGUAAAACCAUUAAGCUAGAAAUCAAACUAUUUUAAUUGAAGUAUUGCACUUUACUAAAACAAAAAAUAUUGAGCUGGAUUUAAACGUUUUUCCCUCCAGUAUCCAGUCCUGUUGAGAAGCAUUAGGGCAGCAAUUUUCAACAAUUUUAAGCUAUUCUGUGUUGAGAAAAUGUGGACAUUUGUUUGUAAAUAAGCAACCUAACCAUUUACAGAUGAUAAAUGUAACAAAAACUGACCCCCGUAGGCCCACAUUAUUAGACUUUUUGUGCAGCGCCCUCUAGUGUCAGGUCAACCCAGAAGAGAUAGUUGAAGGUAGUGGGGCUCCUUGAUACAAGUUCUACUGACAGUGCCUGCAGAAUUGUAGGCUACCUCCGAGCAAUGAAACACUGAUGACCACUGGUCUGAAAUAGUUUCUAAUAAUAAACAUUUUCAAUCAGUGGAAUUAUCUCCUGAAUGUGAACACAUUUGUAAGGUGGCGUAACCUAACCUGAAUGUUCCCGUGUUAGUCUGAGCAGUGUUCGUGUGCUGAUGUGGUCCUAUUUAAGGAGUUAAUGUACAGAGAGGCAUUGUACUUACUUGAAAGAAGAAUGUGUCCCCUGAGAGCACGGGGUGUGUUCAAUUAAUGCGGGUUUUUAACAGAUCAAGUGUCCACUAUGGGUGAAAAUAGAGUCUGCUUUGCUUGAACAUGCCCACGGCUUUCUCCGAGGGAGUUCCAUGGUUUGCAUUAUACGUCCCAUUGGAAUGCCGUUCCCAUAUGCACUGAAGCAAUACAUCAAAGAUAUGUUUCUCGAGGUGACGAGUGCAUGUAUAUGGACAACUGCAUACGUUUCUAUGAGCUGUUGGGAGAUUUCAAGGUGCAAAGAGGAUUCUAAUCUUUUCUCAUCACUGAUAAAGACCAAUAGGUUUUGUUUCUUUAUACAGCACUUUAAAAUACUAUUGUACACAGAUUUUAUGAUUUCACAUUGUCACUGGAUCAAUAUUUAUUGUAGAUAUAUAUAUUAAAUGGGCUUUUGUAUUAUAUAAAUGUUUAUGUUUGUAGGCAAUAUAUGUCCAUAAUGAUUAUUUUUGUUGAAUAGACGGCAAUAUAUAACACAGGCCUAAGGGAUGUAAGGGUCAUGUCUGUGUAGUUCUGUGGUAUGUAUGGCAAAAAUAGGCUAAAUGUUUGUCUAAGGUUCAAAAUAUUUGAAUACUUGAGAUUCAAGGCGUGUUGAAUGUUGUUCAAAGUUUUUAUUUGCCUUAUACAGAUUUCUUUUCUUUACUCUUGUUUACACUGACUACAUUUUUAUGAAACCCAAAUCAGACUUUUCUUUACCUUUAUUUGGGAUGAUAUAUUUUUUUGAAUGUUUUUGAUCAAUGUGCCAUAAAUAUAUCAGUCAAUGCACCUUGACAUGCUCUGUUCCUGAGCUUGGGUAAAUAUAAUGUGACACAUACAUUUGGGUCCACCCUGUGAAGUGUGUUUACCGACUGUCCUUCUGUAAUACUGUAAAAGAAUAAAAAGAAGGCUAGGCUAACCUGGCCUGACACCAUGUUAUACAACUUUAUUAUGUUAGCUUAAAAUAAGGAAAUAAUGCAAUAAAUUCAUAUUUCAUAUUAUAUUCAUAUUAUCUUUACAAGCUGUGACAUUGGGACAUUGUGUCCACUCACCAGCCUCUUUAGUGGAAACUCUUUCCGUGUUGCUCCACCUCUAACCAUCCUCUGUCCUCUAACACUGGCCAGUUUCUGACCUCAGAGCUGCUCCUGGGUGGAUAGCUUUGGCUGGUGGACUCCUCAUGACCUAGAACUCUUACCACCUCGCACCACACAAUGAAACUUACCAUGUCAGUUUCACUGCUAUGCGCAGAAAGAUCCACCAGCCAAAUAAUGUCUGGUUAACAGCGGUCUUGUGGUCAGAAACUGACUGUUGAUAAAUGGAAGGCCAUCUGAACAGACAUGCAUAACAACAGAUAAAGUGGCCAGUCAGUGGAAGUGAAAGGUAGAGGUUUCCAAUAAAGUGGCCAGUGAAGUACAAAGUAGACAUUUCUAAUUAAGUGACUAGUAAAAGGAUGUGCAAUGUAGACGUUUCCAAUAAAGUGACCAAUGAGUGGAA
Messenger RNA from Pygocentrus nattereri (red-bellied piranha), 8802 nucleotides. It is a transcript of the gene cabp7a, whose product is annotated as calcium-binding protein 7. Lineage: Eukaryota; Metazoa; Chordata; Actinopteri; Characiformes; Serrasalmidae. The record is from RefSeq and is a predicted model, not a curated record. The coding region runs from base 413 to 1060 and encodes 215 amino acids. The transcript is spliced from 5 exons. Gene Ontology annotation, molecular function: calcium ion binding.